Messenger RNA from Rhineura floridana, 2463 nucleotides. RefSeq names its product ring finger protein 115 (gene RNF115). NCBI's taxonomy places the organism in Eukaryota, Metazoa, Chordata, Lepidosauria, Squamata, Rhineuridae. The transcript is spliced from 10 exons. Gene Ontology annotation, molecular function: ubiquitin protein ligase activity. Gene Ontology annotation, biological process: protein ubiquitination; ubiquitin-dependent protein catabolic process; positive regulation of DNA-templated transcription. The record is from RefSeq and is a predicted model, not a curated record. The coding region runs from base 291 to 1133 and encodes 280 amino acids. Gene Ontology annotation, cellular component: nucleoplasm; cytoplasm.
CGGCGUCCGCCGUCUCCCAGCACCGCUUCUUCUGCCACAGCUGCAAGGGGGAGGUCAGCCCCAAACUGCCGGGUACGCCUGUCCCACUCUAUAGUUCCAUGAAGAGGUUCUCCAAGUGGCUUACAAAAAGUUUGCCUGAUGCUACACUUGAAUGCAAUUGUAUCGGGAACAGAAAUCAGAUGGUGCCUGUCUGAUGCCGGGAUCAUUCAGGUGGCAUUUCCUGCCCUUCUCCUUGGUCUUUCCUGGGGUCGCCAAGCAGCAAGCCCACUGAGGACCUCCUCGUUCAGCCCAUGGUGCACGUUCUGAGGUCAGAAGGACCUUUUCAACUCAAGGAGUACACUUGUCCCAGAUGUGAGUCUGGCUUCAUUGAAGAAGUAACAGAUGAUUCCAGUUUUCUAGAAGGCAGUGGCAGCAGCGGGAUAGACGACAGCCCCUCCACUCCAUUUGCAGAGUUUUGGGACCAGCUGGAUCGUUCAAUGGUCUUCCCAUUCCUGAGCAGUUCGUUGGAUCCUGAUGGCAGAGACAACGAAAGGGGCCACCAAGCCCAUGCAGACCUGUGGGGACCAAGCAGACCCCCGCGGCUGCCCAUGACGCGGAGAUACAGGUCCCGGGUUAGCGCGCGGCCCGACAGAUCACCCGCCAUUGAAGGAAUAAUACAGCAGAUCUUUGCGGGCUUCUUUGCAAAUUCAGCAAUUCCUGGUUCUCCUCCUCUCUCCUGGGGUGGCAUGUUGCACUCGAGUCCUGGGGACUACGCCUGGGGACAGAGCGGCCUUGACGCGGUGGUAACACAGCUCCUGGGACAGCUGGAAAAUACAGGACCUCCCCCAGCAGAUAAAGAGAAGAUUUCGUCUCUCCCGACUGUGACCGUCACUCAGGAACAAGUGGAUACGGGUUUGGAGUGCCCCGUGUGUAAAGAAGACUACACCGUGGCAGAACAGGUCCAGCAACUCCCGUGCAAUCACUACUUCCACAGCAGCUGCAUCGUGCCGUGGUUAGAGCUGCAUGACACGUGUCCCGUGUGCCGGAAGAGCUUGAAUGGGGAGGAUUCCACUCGACAAGCACCAAACUCGGAGGCAUCCACGAGCAACUCCUUUAGCAACGCAAGCCACCUACAUGAUCGAUGGACUUUCUGAAGCCUCUCCAGUGCGGUGGGGCGAGGGAGGGGGUGGCGCAGGCCUGUAGUAUUCCUUACUACAGUUGUAAAUUGUAUAACUAUAAACUACAGAACCAAGUAGCAAGAAGAGAGGAGGAGAGAGACCUGGCGCCACAGGUGGCACUCCAUCCCCACCCUGCCACGGCUGCAGCAACUGCCAGUCAUCUUUCCAGAACUGCUAGCAUCUCCAUCUGGGUCACCGCAGCAUCCAAAUGAUCUCUUUCUUAGUUUCCAGAGUGGUCAGUUUUACAGUUUGGCGAGGGGUCAGGAGGUUCCUAAAGGUUUGUGAAUACUUUCCCCUGGUAGCAGGAGAGGCUUCCACCCUUACAAUUCCACUGGCUUGCAGAGGGCGGGCAGGCUGAUGUUGUCGUUAGCCACUGGCUCCAUUUUCUUUUGGGAGUACAAGGAAAGGGCAGCUAGGCAUUGGCUGCGAAACUAUUUUAAAUGGGACGGAGCGAGGUGAGUGGAGGUGAUUUGCACAGGCCUUUUCCACUGUCAACCCCAAUGUUUGGGAUUUGAUUGACUCUUGUCUUUCCUGCAACCUAGGACAUACUGUAUUUUGGUUGAAUUUUCUUUGGCUUAGAUUGAUGGAGGCCCUGGCUUCCUUUUUUCUCUAUUCUGUUUUUCUGGAAAAGAUGGGUGGGGGAAAUUUGGCUCACAAGGAGAAGCAGCAGAGGGGAGCCUUGCAUUCCAUGAAAGCAAAGUAUAUGAUGCACCUCAAGUGAACGAUGCUGCCCUGCUCUUGUCCCCUGGUCCCUGGGUUUGCCUGGGCCAGAAUUCAAUCCACCUGCUACUUAAGACCUAUUUUUGCUGCCUUGUUGUCAAAUGGACCAUGUGUAGUUUAUUCCCCAGAUCAAAGACUGUCUUUUUUCCAAGCUAUUCUUCAGUAUUUUAAAUGAGAAUGCCAUCGCUCGAUACCAUAAAGAAUGUUUUGUUUUUGUUUUCCUUUUAAGUGUUUUUUCCUGCAACUUUUUUCUCCAUCUACCAUCUUUUCCCCCCCUAUUGCCCUUUUAUCUUGUGAAUCAUGUCUGAACUCAAAACUUCCUGUGCUGCACACUGCCUCUCCCUUCCCCCAAAGCACCUUGCAUCUGGAACCAGAAGGGUCUUUGGCUUUGAUAGGAGGAGGGCGAGGGCGAGGGUGAGGGGAGAUGGCAGACUCAUGUCCCGAGGAAUACAAGGAGAAGCAAAACGCCAGGAAAACCGCGUUGCCACUUCAUUGCUGUAACAGUGUACCAGGUACACUCAGUUUCAAACUUAACAUCUUCUGUUUGCUAUCGAAAGUUGAAUAAAAGUCUUUAAUAAGAAGUUGA